AGGCUGCCUUUUGAUGCUACCAACACAGCCCAGUUAAGACGGCAGAUUAUGCUCGGAAACUAUUCUAUCCCCCGUGGCCUGUCCAUUGAGCUCCAGGAUCUCAUCCGUUAUAUUUUAACAGUGAAUCCAAACCAAAGACCGACAAUCAAAGACAUUAUGCUACAUCCUUGGCUUAAGAAAGACUCAGACAGCUUCCGAGAACCUUGUGGCAAACAGAUCCCCCUCAGGUUGGACUCAGCUAUAUUAAAAGCAAUGAAAGCCAUUGGAUUCCAAGCAGAAGACAUUAAAGAUUCUAUAUCGCAAAGAAAAUAUAAUCAGGCCAUGGCCUCAUAUUAUUUUCUGAAAGAACAGGCUCUUCAGGAGUGUGACAGCCCUACCCGGGCUCAACCCAUAAAUCCAUGGAAAACACCAUACCCUUCCCUUGAUGAUCCUGCUACUUUCUGCCCAGGAUUAAGGAGAAAAAGUGAGCCCAUCUUGAUUUCUUCCUCCUCCAACAGUCAAAUGUCUACUCAAGGCCAGAAGGCUAAGAAGAGAGAAGAGAGAAGAGUCAGUUGGCCUGGUGUUCUUCCCCGUAGGCCACUCCAGACAACACCUACAAUGGGCCAAGCUCACAUACCUUUUGGGAGUCUCCCCUGCAAGUACUCAAUGGGUUUGGGAGGAGAGAGCAGCAGCACCAGUGCCUCAGCAGAGCACAAGCCGGUCCCCAGCAGGGGCCAGUCCCUAGGUUUCAGGGGAUGGGCCAGGAAGAUACGAAAUGGCCUCAGGAAGCUCUGUUGCUGCAUACCAGAAAGAAACACAGAUUGCCUGGAGGAGAAGAGUGUCUCCCCACGUCUCCUGGGGGAGAAGAGAGUCUUCCCGCAAAUAUAA
Grammomys surdaster is the source of this 867-nucleotide messenger RNA. Its product is annotated as sperm motility kinase 2B-like. Gene Ontology annotation, molecular function: protein kinase activity; ATP binding. The annotation marks the transcript as partial. Gene Ontology annotation, cellular component: spindle pole centrosome; chromosome passenger complex; spindle microtubule. Gene Ontology annotation, biological process: protein phosphorylation; regulation of cytokinesis; mitotic spindle organization. NCBI's taxonomy places the organism in Eukaryota, Metazoa, Chordata, Mammalia, Rodentia, Muridae. The record is from RefSeq and is a predicted model, not a curated record. The transcript has a single exon.